AUGACUGAGUCAAGCGCAGCUUUUAGUUAGAAGGCAGUUUGAGAUAAGACUUUCUGAGAAACAGCCUGGUGGAACAACAUUCCAUCUAGCAACAUCCAAGUGUACAAGGGAGGUUCCUUUAUUACUAGAAGAGGCUUGAAUGAAGUCUGCACUGAAAGAUGUCCCAGAUGGCCAUGUCUACCUCGCGGUCGUCUGUGUUUACUUUUGAGUCGACAGUGCAUUCCAGCCAUGUGUUGCACCGCCUAGAUGAGCAGCGCUGCCGGGACACGUUAUGUGAUGUUACGGUGAUGGUGGAGGGUCAAAGUUUCAGGGCCCAUCGCUCCGUACUCACUUCUUGCAGUGAGUACUUCUCGCUGAGGAUCUCUUCCCUCAUGCAGCAUGGAGCAGUUGUCACUCUGCCACCAGAGGUGACGGUUGAGGGCUUUGAAGCUCUGCUAAAGUUUGCCUACACAUCCAAACUGCACUUUGUGAAAGAGAACGUCUUACAAAUACGAAACGCAGCCUCCAUACUUGGCUUCAGGGAUCUAGAUGAGGCUUGUUUUGAUUUCCUCCUUCCAAAGUUUUUCUCCAAAAGCAAAAGCUCCUCUCCACAUGUAAAAAAAAUGUGUUGUGAAAAAAAUCACAAAAAGCAGGUGUCAAAGGAAGAAUUCGGCACAGACUCUGACAAUCCGUCUUUCUGUGACAAAGAAGUAAAACCAGUUGCUGACUCAUCAUCUCAGCAGGAAGUGAGUCUGGACUGUAACAAACCAGAGAACAACAUGAUGGAAAGUCCAAAAAUGAAAGACAUCCCUGCACUGGGGGUUGAAGCAGGGACUGACAGUUUAAUCCAGUGUCCAAAGUACCGGAAGUUCCAGCUUGCUUGUGGAAAAGAGGCGUGUGCUCCUGAAAAGAAGAUCUGCAAUGACUGCAUCCUUCCCUGCUCUCCAAGCCCCAGCUCUGAAAACAGCAAUAAGGAACACGUGCUUCAAUUCCCAGGAAAUUCAACCUCUAACAGAGAAAGCAAAGGUCAGUCUGGUGAGCCACUGAGAACUCAAACACAUGACAGGCGUGAAAACCACAUGGACAAAGUGGAAGUUGACUCUGAGAAGUGUAGAUCUAAAAAGAAAGAUGAGCUUUGUGUGGUGGUGAAGGACAUGGAGGAGGUGAUGGAACACACCAGCUCACCUGACACAUGCCGUGCUAACUCCCUGAAGACAGACAAAAUGCUGUCACAUUGCUCUUUGGGAACUUUCAAUGACCCUCAAAUCACCUGUUCCCGAGAGCACCAGAUGUUUGUAGCUGGCAUUACAGAUCACCAGCCCAAUAGUGCUGCUUGCGCAUCAGAGCCAGGCUCGGUUCUUCACAAUAUACAUUUGGUAGAUAAGCAGAGGGGAGAAAGUGGUUGCUGUCAAGUUGGAGAAAGAGAAAGUGUUCAUGCAGACAAUCUUGGAGAAAGGAGCACCAUGGAGAUGGAAGUGACUGGCCCACUUGACAUGCAGCAGGGGUCAGAUACAUUUCCCUUUGAUCCAAACUUCCCUCCAGGUAGACUCUCAACCGAAACAAGUGACAGGUGGGCACAAAGCUCAUCUUCAGAGGGGCCAAAAGGUCGGAGCAAUCCCAGCUGUCUUUUCUACGGUGAUCUGGAAAAAGUGGAAUAUUCAUAUAGUCAGGCAGGAAUGUCGGAGUGUGAGGGGACCUCUCAGUCAUGUGGGUCACCUGUGAACUCUGGGGAGGAUGGAUUCUCAGAGACAGAAACAGAGGGAGACAGCGAGUCCUCCACAAGGGAAAGAGCCAGGCAGGUUCAGUUGCCAUUCCCUGUUGACAGGAUAAUAAAUCUAAGCCGGAAUGACUUCCAGCAACUGUUGAAGCAGUAUGACUUCACAAAGGAACAGCUUGAUUUUGUUCACGACAUGAGAAGACGCAGCAAAAAUCGCCUUGCAGCACAGCGCUGUCGCAAAAGAAAACUAGACUGCAUUUACAAUCUGCAGUGUGAAAUCAACAAACUUAAGACAGAGAGGGAGAAACUGAUUGUGGAGAGGAGCCAACUGGGCCAGAUGAAGCUGAGAACAUGUCACAGCGUCUCUGCCUUGUGUCAAAGGGUCUGCAGUGAGGCCAACCUGCAGCCAGAACAGCUGCAAGUGUUAGCCAAAUACAUAUCUUCAGAGUGCCCGCUAUCCUCCCUCUUCCCUCACAUAGAUGCGUUUCUGACGCAGCACGGAUUUCCGCUCCUGCUCCAAGCACCUCUCCCAGCAUGCACUGGAGAUUUUGAAAAUAAGGACACAUCCAGCUCCGGCAGAGACAGAACCACAGACGAACAGCCACUUUAGAAAAUGCUGGAAAACUUCUUUUGGUGCCCUGGUGUCACGAUGACAGUGAAAUGAACCCUGCACCCCUCAUGACACAGGAACAUUGUCUUUUAUUGUAGCCUCAGCAUAAAUCAGUGCGUCUUUGAUCUUAUCACCAUACAGCAUUUACAACAGGAUUACUGUGAUCAGCAGAUGCAAUAAUCAUCGAACUUGUUGGACUUGCUACCCAACAAAAUCGAUAAUUAUUGUUGGACUUGCUAUCUUUUUAUUUCCAAACAUUAAUGAGAUGAUGACAACGCAUUCCACAGCUUGAAGGCCUUGUAUUUCAAGUUUAUAAGAAUUAAAAAUUUUAAAGAACAUUCAGCAACAAAGGCUUCCAUUCUCGGAGAUCUUACUGUCCACAGCUUCACCCAAAGGCAGCUGGGAUAGGCUCCAGCAACCUCACCUGACUUUGCACAAAACUAAAACCAAAUUGAAAACUUGCAUUUCUUUGUAUUCAUACCUGAGUAAGUCUUAAAGGUUAUUCCUUUUGUUUUUACAUCUUUUAUAAACCUAUCUUGACCCAACAUUGUUUUUGGUCUGUUAAGUAAUAUCUUGCAGACAACAUUGGUCUUAAAAAAGAGAACAAUACACCACAACAUUCAGCAGCAAUACCAUACAGCUUGACCAAAAUGUCUUGAGACAGUGUGCAAUGUUUACCUUGUGGUCUUUGCUCUGACUAUCUUUUUUGCUGCUGUCAUUGUGGCCUGUUCUCCUCCACAGACCACAGUGAGACAUCUCAUUUAUUUGGUACAGACAUAGCAUGUAAAUAUGUCUUAAUUUAAGUGCAAUAAAAGUUUGGAUACAUAAUUAA
This is a messenger RNA of Oryzias latipes (Japanese medaka), 3138 nucleotides long. RefSeq names its product BTB and CNC homology 1, basic leucine zipper transcription factor 1 b (gene bach1b). Gene Ontology annotation, molecular function: DNA-binding transcription factor activity, RNA polymerase II-specific; protein binding; RNA polymerase II cis-regulatory region sequence-specific DNA binding. Gene Ontology annotation, biological process: regulation of transcription by RNA polymerase II. The record is from RefSeq and is a predicted model, not a curated record. Lineage: Eukaryota; Metazoa; Chordata; Actinopteri; Beloniformes; Adrianichthyidae.